AUCUAGAUCUAGAUAACAAAUAUACGUUGCCCCAUGUCUUAAUUUUUCAACUAGAUAUUUGAGUUGACCGCUCUAUUCCAUCUUUGACUCGUGCUAUGAAAUAGUCAGAAUACUGAAACCGGUCUAUCAUGGAUUUUAAUAAUUGUCACUGAUGAGAAUUUUGUAGUGAACUCAAUGAAGUGAAAAGACAUUGUUAUCUCAAAGGAUUAUUAUCAAACCCCCUUCCAACAUGAGUGGGCCAUCACUUAAAGUACCUGAUAACCUUCCAUUGGGCAAAAGCAAGCCCACAAAGGUGGAAAGAAAAACUUCAAACCCAAAGCCAUUAAGUGAAGAAGAGUUAUCAGACUUCCCCUGUGUUAGUAAUUGGCGAUCAGAGUUGAGAUGGGUGACAGAGCUUGAAUGUAUGAGUAUCCUGCAAGGGAAACCACUGUGCCCAAACACAGCGCAAGAUACAGCUGCAUCUCAGGUUCAGAUGUACAGAGAUGCAAUUGAUAGAGUAAAAUUUGAAGCAAACAAAAUCACAGAAGGAUUUAAUACAUUGUUCAAGUACUUUGACUCAAGUAAAUGGGUUGCGCUGAACAACCAGACUAUGGAGAUGACUUGCAGCAUUAGGAAACUGAUCCAGCUCUGCAAUGCUCAUGUAACAGAUGUGCCUGCAUACAUCCAGGAGCAACAAGAGGUUGUAAUGUGUGAAUCUGCUAAAUUAGUUCAACAAACCACAAGUGCUGCUGAGAAGAAUGUGGUCCAUCGAGUACCACUGGUCAACCAGCUGACAUUUCUUGGUCAGUCUUUUAGCCGAUUAGUGGACUGCACCCUUAGUUACUUGGUACAGAGAAUAGUGGAUAUGCUAGAAUCAACGACUGGUAUGUCUUCACUUCAUGUGGUCAUUAACAACAUCAUUACACUGGGGCUUGAAGGAGAACAUAUGUGUUAUAUGUUAGCCAGGGAAGGUGGUGUUCGAGCAUUGGUUGACGUAUGCAGGAGAGAAAAUGUGGCCUUUACCAGGUCGAAGGCCUUACGAGCCUUGGCCACAAUUUGUUGCGCACCAGAAUGCGUUGCUGAACUUGAGAAGGAGAGUGGUAUUGACCUGCUGAUGGAUAUACUGACUGAUGAGAAUGUCAUAGAAUCUGUUCAAGGGGAGGCAGCAGGGGUUGUAGCACAGAUUACCUCCCCCGUGCUUGAUCAGAACCAACACCUUUGUCGUUUUGCUGAGUCUUUGCAAGUUAUACUCACAGCUUUGUUAGGAUUGUGUGAGAAGACGGAGGGGCAUGAGACAUUUCUGUUGUCUGCAGCUGCAGUGGCUAACAUCACUUUCAUCGACUCCACCGCAUGUGGACUGCUGCAGGAGAUGAGAGCACCACAGCUGCUGGUUAAGACGUGCAUGUGCAGAAAAGCAAGAUCACUUUUUGCAAAGGAUCAGGUGGCAACAAUUUUAGCCAACAUGGCGUCUAUCAAUGGAUGCCAGGAAAGCAUCAGGUGCUGCGGUGGUCUAGAUCUACUGGUCAGCUUCCUGCACCAGAAGCCAUGUUUGCUGUCCAGUGCCGCGGAGAGGUCAGCCUGUGAGCGUGUCCAGCAGAAAGCAGCGAUAGCACUCAUGCGCUUGUGCCAGGAUACUCGACACACGUACAAGGUCAUACGACAAAAAGGUAUCCCACGUUUCAUUGAGCUUUGUAGAGAUUCUCAGGCAAGAAAUAACAGUGAUGCUGUGUUAGUUGCAUGUUUGGCUGCUUUGCGCAAGGUGUGUGCUUUGUACGGUCGGGAUGGCAUUUCAAACCUGGACUAUCAACAACUGGUCAUGCCACAACUCAUGGAUUCUUUUCUCAUGUGCUCCCACAGUGAUGAGAACUUUGUUUAAAUCAGUGCCAGGUCCUCAGGAAGAUUUGAUUACUUGACAGUGAGAACUCAACAUUCUUCAACUGUCUGCUGGGAAACUUAUCCAACACACACGCACAAUUUUAUCAACACUGGCAGGCUGGCACACACAUUGGUUGGACUGGUGUGGAUGUGUGAUCCACUAACUACACUGGUGUGGAUGUAUGAUCCACUAACUACACUGGUGUGGAUGUAUAAUCCACUCACUACAGUGUUGUGGAUGUAUGAUCCACUAACUAAAAAGCGCUUUGCUAAACUUUUUACUCAAAAUUUGGGAAGUCUUUCUCGUAAAAUGUGAAUUUGUGUAGGUGGUACCUUUUGGUAGCUAAAACCGAAUUAUGUUUCUCUAUUAAAUUAAUGCUGUAAGUCUACCAUAUUUUUAUGUAAUACAGAGAGAAGCUUUUCUAGUGUUUUCUUCACAUACACAUCGCUGUCAAUCAGAAUAGUUAUUUUAAAUAUUUAAAAUAGUUUUGUAACUUUUUCUUCUUAAAGAAAGUCUAACAAUCAUAUUUUACACAGACUGUAUAAGUAUAUAUUUUAUAACUGAGUCUAUAUUGUUAUCCUUACAAAUAGAAAAUAUUUUCACCAAAACUAUAUCUAAUGUAAACUUCAUGUAACAGAGCACUACCAUUACCCAAGUUUUAUAAUCAUAGUACCAUGUAUACCUUUGAAAAAUACUCAUAAUCCUAUUUAACACUUAAUUUAUUGAAUAAUUGCAUUUAUUUAAUUCUGCCCAUUUGUUUAAAAAUGUGUUGCAAUUAUUGAAAAGAAACUUAACUGUUAAAAAAGAAUUUUGCUUGCAAAAAUGAUUGUGUACAAAAGAUUUUUUUUGUUUGGUAAUUUCAUUAAAGCCAAGUCUCUUGAAUUUUUGUACAUUUUUUGUUACAUUGUAAUUUUGACUUUUUAAAUGUUUUUUUUUUUGUAUGUAAAGGCUUACAUACUCCUGGUGCUGAUAUCACAGUUAUUGUUAUCUUCUAUAACUAUAUUAAAUUAGGUAAAAACAUUUUACUGUAAACAUCUCUAGCUCCAAAGUGUUCUUUGCUUGGUCUAAUGUUGUAUCUCAACAGUGGAUUUUUUUUUUACCCACUGAAAAGGUGAAAUGUUACUUAGAAUUUAACUUUUCGUCAAUGUUAUUUGUUUCAUUAAAAUAAAUUAGGGUAGUUGUUUUUAAACUGUUAGAAUAACACUGUUGCAGUGAUGCGAUUAGUUUCAAGAACAUGUUGUUGAUUUGUGAUAUAUAAAUGUCAUUGUUCCUUAAAUACUGCAUUGUUUCAUUCCUCUCUGGUCUUUGUGUUCAUGUUUUAAAUGAAAAAUGUUGUCAGAUCUGUUCUUUUUUUUUUAUAACAUUUAUCAAAGGGUAAUAUGUUAUAAAAUUUUGAAUUAUAUUUGCAUUUUAUCAAUGUGUGCAUAUUUUUAAAAAAUAUUCUAGUCAAAAUUUAAGUCAAACAUUGAAUCUUGAUACAAUUUUUUUUAUUUAACUUAUAUACAAACUGUUGCUUAACUCUGUAUGCAGUUUAACUAAUUCAUUGUUUCACAGUCAAUUUUUUUUAAAAAGAGUUUUUGAUAAGUUCAAGGAAAAAUAUA
Physella acuta is the source of this 3456-nucleotide messenger RNA. Its product is annotated as protein inscuteable homolog. Gene Ontology annotation, cellular component: apical cortex. The record is from RefSeq and is a predicted model, not a curated record. NCBI's taxonomy places the organism in Eukaryota, Metazoa, Mollusca, Gastropoda, Physidae. Gene Ontology annotation, molecular function: cytoskeletal adaptor activity; protein binding. Gene Ontology annotation, biological process: establishment of mitotic spindle orientation; asymmetric cell division; apical protein localization.